Messenger RNA from Triplophysa rosa, 2841 nucleotides. It is a transcript of the gene foxn2b, whose product is annotated as forkhead box N2b. Gene Ontology annotation, molecular function: DNA-binding transcription factor activity; cis-regulatory region sequence-specific DNA binding. Gene Ontology annotation, biological process: regulation of DNA-templated transcription. The transcript has 6 exons. The record is from RefSeq and is a predicted model, not a curated record. The coding region runs from base 401 to 1600 and encodes 399 amino acids. Gene Ontology annotation, cellular component: nucleus. Lineage: Eukaryota; Metazoa; Chordata; Actinopteri; Cypriniformes; Nemacheilidae.
UUGAGCCUACGUUUAGUGGUUCGAUUUAAACACGCUUUAAGAGUGUUGUUUAAAAUCACGAAACUCCAAGCGCUAAGCUCUUUCGUCACAAACCUCUCAAGAAUGAAUGAAUAACGUGGUGCAACGCGGAGCGCAUGCUGAACGCAAUUGCUUAGCUUUGCUAAAAAAGUGCUACUGCGAUGCGGCAGUUGUCAGGGGGAUAUCGGAGAGGAGGGUGUGUGAUUGGCUGAGGUGGCCCUGUUGCCUUGGCGACGGCAGGGGGGGUACGGAAGCGUUGCCGUGCGGCGUGAUCUCCGCGCUGCGUGGAUGGAGGAAGCAGCUGCUGAUCUUUUGACACAGCGCGAGCGAAAGGCUACUGCAUGAAAGCACGGGAGCUUUUGUCGUCGAACGCGACAAUAGAAUGCACGAAUAUCCUCCUGGUUUGAUGGGUCCGAUAAUCGGGAUGUCUCCAGAUAAGAAAGCUGAAUCCCCUGGAGCUCAGGGCGUGUGUGGAGGAGGGACUCUCCCUGAGGCAGAUAGAGCUUCUAGUCCCUUGGCCACGAGUCUGGACCAGAUCGGUCGUGCUGGAACGCUGAGCAUCGCUGGAGGUGAAUCUGAAGACGACGAGUUAACCAACCUGAACUGGCUUCAUGAGAACUUGCUGCAGAACUUCUCACUCGGUGGACCCGAGGCACAAGCAAACAACAGCCCGCUGUUUGACAUAGAGGGAGGCGGAGGAUCGCCGAACAGCAACAACACCUCCUCGGCCUCUUCCGUUUCGGCGGGGAGCGCAGGAGAUCCUUACAAGUCAAAGCCUCCCUUCUCUUUCUCCUUACUGAUUUACAUGGCUAUCGAACAGUCUCCCAGCAAAUCUCUCCCUGUGAAGGACAUCUAUGGCUGGAUCCUUAAGCACUUCCCAUAUUUCUCUAGCGCCCCUACUGGCUGGAAGAACUCGGUGCGCCAUAACCUGUCCCUCAACAAGUGCUUCUGCAAAGUGGAGCGAAGCAUAGGGAAGACCAAUGGGAAAGGCUCUCUUUGGUGCGUUCACCCUGAGUUCCGGCCCAUGCUGAUGCAAGCUCUGAGGAAGCAGCACUUCCCGAACGCACACGUCUUCUGCACCCCUCCCGCCUCUCCCCCUAGUGCCUCUUCUCCUCCUCAUCACCUUUUCAUGUCAGAGCAGGGCUGUGCCCUAAAAGAAUGUGAUUUUGACGCUGCCACCGCCAUGAUGCUGUUAAAGUCUGCCUCUGAGCAGAACAUUGACUCAUAUGACCAAGAUGGACCCAUCGAUCUUUCACGAAGGGACGUGGUAGUUGUGAGCCGGGAUCCAAAGCAGGAUCAUAAUUACAGCAGCACCCCCACACCUCCCUGUCCUCUUCAAAAACCUUCACAUCCGCUUGACUUCAGCCUGGGUUUGCACCACGAGCAGGAUAAAGUAGGUCGGGGCCGAUGGGCACGAAGCCCGCUGCAGGGCCCGUUAUCAGGGAAGAGGAGCAGGAGAGAUUCUCGGCCUGAGGUGGACGAGGAGCUGAAGGAGGCAGCAGGUUCGCUCCUGCACCUGGCCGGCAUUCGCACCAGUUUAGUCGCCUCGAGACGCAAGAGCAGGAAGCUCAGUAGAAAAUGAUCCCCAACCCUGCGAACUCUCCCACCCCUAUUCUGUGACUUAAUCCUGUGGCCUGCCCAACCUCUCUCUUCUGGUUUGGUGUAUCUUCCUUCUUGUUGAGAUAUGUUUUGUUUUUUAACCACUCAUCAAACACGGCAAUACAAACACAGGAGAGAAAAGCCAUACAGAUCAGAACGAACAGCCCACAUCAUUUGAGUUUAUCAGUGAGUGUUAAUUCUAAAAAAAAAGUGCAAGACUGGUAAAAAACCUCAGACUUUGAAGAUUUGCAUGCUUCCACCUCUAAAUCAACACAAACGUAUUUAUACAGAAAAUGAAUGCAUGGAUUUUAAGAGCUCCUAUGUCCUCUCCUGUUUGUGCAUCAUAGAUGGGGAAAAAAAUGAAGAUAAUUUUUUUGAAAGUGCCAUUGUUUUUGGAUCACAAGACCUUUGUUCAUAAACGUGAAAUGAAGAGAAAUGCAAUAAUUUGUUGACCUAAAUACCUGUAGUUAUUUUAUUUUUGUACUGCUGGUUUAUAUCCUGUGUGAUGGUGAUGGCAUGCCCCUGGGAGCCUUUUGCUGCCGCAGUUAUGAUGUCAAAACCAUGUGACUUCUCCUGUGCAUCCUAAAUGGAUUGGUUUUGCAUCCCCAACCACUUUGACUUAUGGGGAAAGCUGGAGAACAGAUUUAACACUUUUCCUUGCAUGCACAUCAACCUCAGUGUUUCUCCAACACUACUGAUCUCCGUCACCAGGUUUUGUACCAUCCUACGCUGCACUGACAUUAUUAUUCUGUCCGUGUGCGUAUUGCUUGCUAUUGGAGCUAAUCAUUAAACGCCAAUCACAACAAGAAUUUUACCUCUACUGUAAGAAAUUUAAACCACUUUACCUUCACUGCUUCUUGACAUUUUGUUGCAAUGUGUCUUCAUUGUUGUGUUAAAUUGCUUCAAUCUGUGUGACGAUGCCUCCAGUAGGGGGAGCUGUGCAGCUUAACAUUUUCCACCCCACUCCAACCCUCCGGAGAGUUCCCAACGCUUGAGGAAACCAGAGACAAUGUGAACUGCACAACUAAUGGGCCUGCAAAGGAGCAAAAACAUUUUCUGCAGCUCACAUAUGGGGCUGAUUGAGGGGUGAAGUCAUAGGAACAGAACCACAGGACGUGAAAUUAAAUUUGUGUAGCAAGGAGCUGGAAGGUGAUUGGAGAGUCAGCCGCACACAGGAACAUGACAGAAGCAUAGCUGGAUGAGGACUGCAAACGUUCUGGGUUC